AUGUCAGGCUUACAUGCUCAAACUUGUGAUACUUUGGAGGACAACAGUGGUGGUCAAUCAUGUAUGCUCAGCCCAUCACAAGACAAUAUCAUGGACACUGUGGGAGUCAUUUGGGUUGACACUGAAGGAAAUAUAGCAUCAGGAGCCUCCAGCGGUGGUAUUGCACUGAAGGUCUCUGGUCGUGUAGGAUUAGCAGCAAUGUAUGGUGCAGGCUGUUGGGCCUCCUUAAAAGGACCAUUUAGGGCUCCUUUCAUAGUUGAUUGUUGUGUUAGUGGUGCUGGAGAAUACCUAAUGAAAGGAUUUGCAGCUUGGAGUGCUGUGUCUUAUCGUCACUAUAUGCUUAAAUUCGAAGCUAUAGAAAUUGCAGUUGCGUACUCAUCCUUGUCUUUUGGGAUAGGAUAUUUUGGAAGUGGCAUGGAAAGGCCUAAGGUUUCUAUUCUUAGGAGAAGUAAACAGCAGAAUAGAAGUGGAAUUGAUCAUUUUGAAGCUCGAGUUGAUGUUUCUACAUGACUGAUUUUUGUUUAACAUGUUUUUUAAGGAUAAAUUAUCAUAUCAAAUCAAAUCUCUCUAAUUUACUCGGUUUAUUUGGGAGUGUAUGUAGUACUAUAAAAGAAAGUAACAUGUCCCCCUUCGAGAUUGCCAUUUAAUGGUUAAUAUCGAUGAAUAAAAGUUGAAGUGAUCAAAUCGAUAUGAUCUUAACCUCACCAGUUCAAUGGUAUUACUAUUGAGCCAAAGUCUAUAAUAUUUGUUUUUAUUACAACCAAAGAAACAAGCAACCUUUAUCAUAGAAAACAUAUGAUAAUUACCUUAACACAGGAACAUCUCAUC
Gossypium raimondii (Peruvian cotton) is the source of this 828-nucleotide messenger RNA. RefSeq names its product putative threonine aspartase. Lineage: Eukaryota; Viridiplantae; Streptophyta; Magnoliopsida; Malvales; Malvaceae. The record is from RefSeq and is a predicted model, not a curated record. Bases 1 to 510 code for a protein of 169 amino acids. Gene Ontology annotation, biological process: protein maturation. Gene Ontology annotation, molecular function: threonine-type endopeptidase activity. The transcript is spliced from 4 exons.